Molecule: messenger RNA, 1454 nt
Organism: Paraphaeosphaeria sporulosa
Lineage: Eukaryota; Fungi; Ascomycota; Dothideomycetes; Pleosporales; Didymosphaeriaceae
Exons: 3
Coding region: 33-1454 (473 amino acids)
Source: RefSeq, a predicted model, not a curated record
GCGAAGGCUGUGUUGGGGGCGGCGCAAGGGCCAUGCAUAACACCUUCCCGGGCGAGUCAAAUAUCGGCUUCGCGGGCGUGCAGGGAGGAUUUUGUUUUCUUCUUCAGCCGACUUGCGCUUUCUUGGACGAAGGGGAGAACGAGACAGGGAGAGUUUUGACUUGGAACCAAGACCAAAGUCAGUGUGAUGUGAUGGGCGCCUUCAAGUGCGAGGGCUACAAGUUCAAUUGCGCCGCGAGGAACCAGGUGGUGGAGGCGAAUCCGGAUAUCGCUGGUAUAGGGGUCAUCGUCGGCUUCCUCGCAACGACCUGCCUCGCCUUCCUCGUCAGCCUGUCCGUCCUCUUCCUCGACCGCUACAACCGCCUCAUCUCCUUCCUCACCAAAACCCACCAUGUCCACGACGAGUCGCGCUCCUACUGGCGCUCGCCCGCCUUCUGGUCGCGCGUGCUGUCCAAGAACCUGCUGGCGCUGGCAGAUACGCAGAUCAUGACGGGCCUGGCCGUCCAGUUCACCGCGCUCCUCAAGCACUGCGAGCUCUCCAUCUACCACUUCCAGAUUGUGACGGAACUCGCGUUUUUGACGACUGUUACGCAUCUGUUGACGCUCGUGACGCUGCGGAAUUACUUUGUCAUGAACAAGUGGAUCAACCUGCCGCGCAUCCUGUUCAUGGCGGCGAACCUCGGUUUGCUGGGCUACACGAGCUACAUCUCCUAUACUUACGACCUCGCGGGGCUGGAUCUGAGCAGCCGACUGGCGUGCUUUUAUCAAGGAGCGAAGCCAGAGUUUGAGACGGCGUUUCAAACGAAGUGGGCGCUGUUGCUGGUGGGCGCGAUUGGGGGGCACACGGCGGUCAUUCUGGCCAUGUAUGUGUUGCCGGAGACGCCCAUGGGUGGAGAGAGGACAAAGUGGGCGUGGGCGAAGAGGGUGGGUGCGGGGGUGAGGACGUGGGUUAUCACGCCGGUGUACGCGAUUUAUGGCGUCUUCAUGGCUGCUUCGAUGCUUAGCGAUACGCAGGCGCUCGGCAACCCCUCCGUGCUCAUGGAAGGCAGCGAGAAUGAGUGGGGUUUCGGACAGUUUCUGCCGGUGCUUCUGCUCGCGCUCCCGGUGUUCGCGGGGUGGGAGUCGUUCUGGGAGGAAAAAGACGUCGAUAAGGAUAAGGAGGUGGAUCGGUUCGGGAGGCGGAACAACCGCGUUAGCAGGAGUAAUACGGGACUGCUGGAUGUGGAGAAAGGGCCAAAGGAGAUGGAGAGGAAGAAGGAACAGGGCAUGGGUACGGUGACGGGAACGGCGGGUACGGGAACACCGAGGCUGGAUGACAGCUUGGUUAGCAUCAGCCCACUGCCAACGCCACGUCUCGUGGUGCCGAGUCCGGCGGCGAGUCCCAGGCUGGGUGCUGUCUCGGGCGGGGAGAGGAGACCAAGGACGCCGAGCCGGUUCGAAGAGGAUCUGAGAUAG